CAAACCAAUCAGCUGCUGAGUCAGCUCAGGGUUUCGGGGAAGUCAGAUGACCUUUUCGCUCUGCCGGCUCUCUGCCACUCUGCCCCAAGGUGGACACCAUGGACCCACUGAUGGCUUUGCUUUGCCUGUUGCCCCUGUACCCAGGCUUGGCUGCAGAGGCUCCCUCCUGCCCUCAGAAUGUGAAUAUCUCCGGUGGCACUUUCACCCUUAGCCAUGGCUGGGCCCCUGGGAGUGUCCUCACCUACUCCUGUCCGAUGGGCUACUACCCAGUUCCAGCCUCCCGACUGUGCAACAGCAACGGGCGGUGGCAGACCCUGGGAUCCAAGGAGCUAACGAAGGCAGCCUGCAAACGUGUUCGCUGCCCAGCUCCAGUCUCCUUUGAGAAUGGCAUGUUCAGCCCUCGGCUGGCGUCCCACCCCGUGGGUGGCAACCUGAGCUUCCAGUGUGAGGACGGCUUCACCCUGCGGGGCUCUCCUGUGCGGCAGUGUCGCCCCAAUGGCAUGUGGGAUGGGGAGACAGCUGUGUGUGACAACGGGGCUGGUCACUGCCCCAACCCCGGUAUCUCAGUGGGCGCUGUGCGGACCGGGUCCCGCUUUGGACUUGGAGACAAAGUCAGCUACCGCUGCUCCUCGAAUCUGGUGCUGACGGGGUCUGCGGAGCGGGAGUGCCAGGCCAAUGGGGCCUGGAGCGGAACAGAGCCCAUAUGCCGCCAGCCCUACUCCUAUGACUUUCCCGAGGAUGUGGGCCCUGCCAUGGGCACCUCGUUCUCCCACCUGCUUGGAGCCACCAAUCCCACCCAGAAGAAAACAAAAAGCCUGGGCCGUAAAAUCCAAAUCCAGCGCUCUGGCCACCUGAACCUCUACCUGCUCCUGGAUGCCUCCCAGAGUGUGUCAGAAGGCGACUUUCAGAUCUUCAAGAAGAGCGCCAUUCUCAUGGUGGACAGGAUCUUCAGCUUUGAGAUCAAUGUUAGCGUCGCCAUCAUCACCUUUGCAUCCAAGCCCAAAGUCAUCACGUCUGUUCUGUACGACAACUCCCGGGAUGUGACCGAAGUGAUCAACAGUCUGAACAAUGUCAACUAUAAAGACCAUGAAAAUGGGACCGGGACAAACACCUAUGCAGCUUUAAAUAGCGUCCAUAUCAUGAUGAAUAACCAGAUGCAACGCCUCGGAAUGAAGACGGCGGCCUGGCAGGAAAUCCGACAUGCCAUCAUCCUCCUGACAGACGGAAAGUCUAACAUGGGUGGCUCUCCCAAGCUGGCUGUGGACAAUAUCAAAGAGAUCCUGAACAUUAACCAGCAGAGGAGCGACUAUCUGGACAUCUAUGCCAUUGGGGUGGGCAAGCUGGAUGUGGACUGGAGAGAACUGAAUGAGCUGGGGUCCAAGAAGGAUGGUGAGAGACACGCCUUCAUUCUGCAGGACACAGAGGCUCUGUACCAGGUCUUUGAGCACAUGCUGGAUGUUUCUCAGCUCACAGACACCAUCUGUGGGGUGGGCAACAUGUCAGCUAAUGCCUCUGUCCAGGAAAGGACACCGUGGCAUGUCACUAUUAAGCCUAAGGGCCAGGAGACCUGCCGGGGGGCUCUCAUCUCAGACCAGUGGGUCCUGACGGCUGCUCACUGCUUCCGCAAUGCCGAGAACAGCUCUCUGUGGAGGGUCAGUGUGGGGGAUCCUAAGUCCCAGUGGGGCAAAGACUUCAGUAUUGAUAAGGUGGUGAUCUCCUCGGGGUUUGACGUCUUUGCCAAGAAGGAUCAGGGGAUCCGAGAGUUCUACGGUGAUGACAUUGCCCUGUUGAAGCUGGCAGAGAAAGUGAAGAUGUCUACCCAUGCCAGGCCCAUUUGCCUCCCCUGCACGGUGGAGGCCAAUCUGGCUCUGCGGAGACCCCCAGGCAGCACCUGCCGAGACCAUGAAAGUGAACUUCUGAACAAACUGAGCAUUCCUGCUCAUUUUGUGGCCUUGAGUGGGAACAAAAUGAACAUUAACCUCAAGACAGGGACAGAGUGGACAAGCUGUAUUGAGGCCGUCUCCCAAGAUAAAAUCACAUUCCCUGACUUGAAGGAUGUCAGAGAGGUGGUGACAGACCAGUUCUUAUGCAGUGGGACUGAGAAUGAUGACAAUCCCUGCAAGGGAGAAUCUGGGGGAGCAGUUUUCCUGGAACGGAGACACAGGUUUUUUCAGGUCGGUCUAGUGAGUUGGGGUCUCUACAACCCCUGCAAGAAUAAUAAAAACUCCCGCCAAAGGGCCCCCAAAGGCAAGAUACCACGAGAUUUUCACAUCAGUCUCUUUCGCCAGCAGCCCUGGCUGAGGCAGCACUUGGAGGGGAUCCUGAACUUUUUGCCCCUCUAAUUGUGGCCACUGAUUCCUCUGUUGUCCUGCCAGCACCUGCCAUCUGUCUUGUCUCCUACUCUUGAACUUCCACCCUCAGACCCCGUGACUCACCUGUGCUCCCAGCUCCAACCCCGUCCUGUGCAGCACUUCCAAGCUGGGGAAUCCCUGGGAGCACACUCCCUGCCUUACUGGACUCACUUUCCUUUAACUCUCACGUGGAAUUUCCCAGUUAUGAAAUUAAUAAAAAUCGAGGAUUUCCUCA
Messenger RNA from Neogale vison (American mink), 2586 nucleotides. It is a transcript of the gene C2, whose product is annotated as complement C2. NCBI's taxonomy places the organism in Eukaryota, Metazoa, Chordata, Mammalia, Carnivora, Mustelidae. Gene Ontology annotation, molecular function: serine-type endopeptidase activity. Gene Ontology annotation, cellular component: extracellular region. Gene Ontology annotation, biological process: proteolysis; complement activation. The transcript has 18 exons. Bases 99 to 2342 code for a protein of 747 amino acids. The record is from RefSeq and is a predicted model, not a curated record.